AAAAACUGUCAUAUUUAUUUGCAACAUUAAUAUACAUAAUUUUAUGAACAAUUUAUUCAAUAAAUUGUUUAGAACUUAUUCAAACGCGACUUCCGAACGUUCCACAACGCUUUAAAUUAUUAUAUUUAUCGAAGAAUUAAGAAAAAUUCCUCUAUACAGAAAAACAAGUCGAUAAAAUCAUGCGAACGCCUACGAAAAUCUACUAAGUACUAAGAGAAAAUGUACUAUAAACUAUUUUAACGUGUUAUUUAUUCCAUAUAUACAAAAAAAACGCGAAAUUUCAAUACACACUUCCGAUAAAAAUCCUCUAAAGAUCAGCGCAAGUUUUCCACGAAAAUAUCGAUUAAGAAGCAAUACUAGAAUGUUAAUUAAAUCAUACACGCCUGAACAUGUCAUCUUUUAACCAACGUACCAAGUACUUAAGAGAAACGGUCGAUUCAUCAUAAUAUCUCGGUACAAACGUGCGGAAAGAACCAUGAUGGAAUACGAAUACACCUUAUUCAAAACGGAAUCGGAUUUCCGGGAGCGAUGCUGCGGAGGCAGCCUGUGGUGCAUCAGGGACGUGUGCGGCAUCGUCUGCGCGAUCCUCACCUGGCUGUUGAUCCUCUACGCCGAGUUCGUGGUCAUGUCGGUGAUACUGGUGCCCAAUUCCCACACGGUAUUCGGCGUCGUCAACGUGGUGGUGUUCCAGUUCUGCGCCUUCCUGGCCGUCACCUCGCAUUUGAAGACCAUGUUCACGGAUCCGGGCGCCGUUCCGAAGGGCAACGCCACGAAGGAGUCGAUCAAGCGGAUGGGGUUCCGCGAGGGCCAGGUCAUAUUCAAGUGCCCCAAGUGUUGUAGCAUCAAACCGGACAGGGCGCAUCAUUGCUCCGUGUGCCAGAGAUGUAUAAGGAAAAUGGACCAUCAUUGCCCUUGGGUGAACAAUUGCGUGGGCGAAAAUAACCAGAAAUACUUUGUGUUGUUUACGUUUUACAUCGCCGCGAUAUCGCUGCAUUCCCUCUUCCUGGCGAUCGACACGUUCCUGACGUGCAUCAAGCACGAGUGGAAGGAGUGCACGACUUAUUCGCCGCCGGCGACGGUGGUGCUGUUGUUGUUUCUCAUGUUCGAAGGGCUGCUGUUCUUCAUAUUCACGACGGUGAUGCUGGGCACGCAGGUGCAGGCCAUUUGGAACGACGAGACGGGCAUCGAGCAAUUGAAGAAGGAGGAGGCCAGGUGGACGAAGAAGUCGAGGUGGAAAAGCAUCCAGGCGGUGUUUGGGCGGUUCUCGUUUCUGUGGUUCUCGCCGUUCGCCACGCCGGUGGCUAAAUAUAAGAACGAAAGUGAUUUGUAUGCUGUUUAAUUGAAGCGUUAUGACCUAUUUAUUGAUCGGAAAAUAAAGUGGAUUCUCUUUUUUUUUUUUUAGGGUA
Messenger RNA from Phyllotreta striolata, 1406 nucleotides. The record is from the annotation of a GenBank genome assembly. Lineage: Eukaryota; Metazoa; Arthropoda; Insecta; Coleoptera; Chrysomelidae.